Molecule: messenger RNA, 324 nt
Organism: Ilyonectria robusta
Lineage: Eukaryota; Fungi; Ascomycota; Sordariomycetes; Hypocreales; Nectriaceae
Exons: 2
Coding region: 1-324 (107 amino acids)
Source: RefSeq, a predicted model, not a curated record
AUGGCGGACACUAGAACCGGAACCCAACUAUCAAACUCGACGACAUCGUCGACAAAGUCGCUCCGGGGGCGAGUUGUCGUCUUCGAGUUGGAUACUAGCCAGAGGACGACUUCGAGCGUCGAAAAGCUGGGGAGAAAACACAUUACGCCAACCUAUUCAUACGACAUUAAGCGGUGGCAGCGGCACGUCGAUGUGCAGAUACCCACCAACGAGAAGAAGAAGGAGGCCAGCGUUCACAUUGCCACUGUGCAAAUGCCUGCUCGCGCAUAUUUGGGAAGAAUAUUUGGAGAUUACAGGCAAAUGUGGGCUGUGUCAGCUGCAUGA